Messenger RNA from Penicillium verhagenii, 1209 nucleotides. Its product is annotated as lytic polysaccharide monooxygenase AA11 family protein. The transcript has a single exon. The record is from RefSeq and is a predicted model, not a curated record. The coding region runs from base 1 to 1209 and encodes 402 amino acids. Lineage: Eukaryota; Fungi; Ascomycota; Eurotiomycetes; Eurotiales; Aspergillaceae.
AUGUACGCCAAGUCGAUGCUUGUUGCCAUGCUGGGGGCCUCCGUGGUCAAUGCCCACAUGAUCAUGACCAGCCCCGUUCCCUAUGGAAAGGACACACUCAACAACUCUCCUCUGGCUGCCGACGGAAGUGACUUCCCUUGCAAGUUGCGUUCGGACACCUAUUCGGUUACAGAGCAGAAUGUGAUGGUUAUCGGCGAGGCUCAGCCCUUGACCUUUGAGGGCAGUGCUACCCAUGGCGGUGGCUCGUGCCAGAUCAGCCUUACUACCGAUCUGACGCCCUCCAAGGACACUGACUGGCAAGUCAUCAAAUCUUUUGAGGGUGGCUGCCCAGCCAAUGUGGAUGGUAACCUUAGCGGCGGUGCCACCAUGGUUGAUCCUUACUCGUUCAAUUUCACCAUUCCCGAAGGUAUCGCCGCUGGAAAGUAUACGCUUGCCUGGACCUGGCUCAACCGCAUUGGCAACCGUGAGAUGUAUAUGAACUGCGCUCCAGUCACUGUGAAGAGCUCCAGCGCUUCGAAGAGAUCCGAGAGUGUCGCCGCCAAGGCAGUCGAGAAGCGUUCUACCACCUUCCCGCCCAUGUUCGUCGCCAACAUUAACGGCUGCAUUACCUCGGAGAAUGUCGAUAUUCGUUUCCCCCAGCCUGGUGAUGAUGUUCAGUACCUUGGCGAACCUUCCAACCUGGCCAAGGUGGGUGCCGCCGCUUGCACCGGAACUCCCACCUUUGCCAGCGCCGGUGACUCUACAACUGGCACCAAUUCCGCCGCAGGUUCGUUCGGUUCGGAUUCGAGCUCAGAGACAGCGUCCACUUCAGCAGCAGUAGCAGCCACCACUGUGUCGACCCAAACUUCUGAUGCCGCCCCAACCUCCACCUCUGUUGUAUCUGUCCCAGAAGUUGCCCCUUCGUAUACCUCCGUUGCAAGCAUGGCAAGUGCGGCUUCUCCUUCGCCCACCAGUAGCUCUUCUACUUCUUCCAGCUCGGGUGCCCUGAGUGGCUCAUGCAGCGUUGAUGGCGAAUGGAAUUGCAUCUCAGGUACCUCUUUCCAACGUUGCGCCUCGGGUGUGUGGUCUGUCUCUCAGCAGAUGGCUUCCGGGACCUCUUGCACUGCAGGCCUGAGUGCGGAUCUAGCGAUUGUUGCCAGUAAGCGAUCUCAUGUCGCUUCAGGGCUGCACUUCCGCAGACGCAGCAUCGGUGACUCCCACCACGUUUAG